Punica granatum (pomegranate) is the source of this 1577-nucleotide messenger RNA. NCBI's taxonomy places the organism in Eukaryota, Viridiplantae, Streptophyta, Magnoliopsida, Myrtales, Lythraceae. The record is from RefSeq and is a predicted model, not a curated record.
UGGUCUCUGUCCAGUCUACCCGGAAGCCUUCUUUCGUACACCGCUCUGCUCCGGAGGGAAGUCCCUCUGUUCUUCUGAAGAGCUUUGCCUUUGUUGCUUUGAUCGUAUAAUUAUGGAGACGCCGGGGCAGUGGCUGGAGAGGGCGCUGCUUGAUCUCUGCAAGCAGGUGAAGACGGGUUUGGAUCUCGACAAGGAUAUAAUCUCCGGCUUGGUCUCUUACUGCGACUUCGCUCAGCCCGUCGACGCCAAGGAAUACCUCGACAACAUUAUAGGUCGAGAAGCUGGGAAGGGUGUGAUCGAUGAAUAUUUGCGACGGAGAGGGUAUUCGGAUCCUGCAGGUGCUUCUAAUGUUCGUACCACAAACUUACACGCCUAUGUCAAGCCCCCGUCAGCUGAAGUUCCUGCGGUCGGAGCGAGGAAAGCUCCCAGGCAGGUAAAGGACGUCGCAGCCUCUAGUGGUAAGGAGAGCUCGGCGGCUUCCGUUUCCAAUGAGUCGAAGCCCUCGAAUCAAUCUACUUCCCGGAAGAAGAAAGCUGGGAAGGUCGUGUCGCUUGCUGAGGCAGCCAAAGGAUCGAUCGUGUUCCAGCAGGGUAGGCCCUGCUCGUGCCAAGCCCGUAGGCACAGGUUGGUGAGCAAUUGCUUGUCAUGCGGGAAGAUUGUCUGCGAACAAGAGGGGGAGGGGCCUUGUAAUUUUUGUGGCUCGCUCGUUCUAAAGGAAGGUAGCAAGUACGCAGGUCUCGAGGAGACUGUCCCCGUCCUCUCAGAGGCUGAAGUAGCUGCGGAAGCCUACGCCAAGAGGCUUGUGGAGUAUGAUCGGAACUCUGCAGCGCGGACAACGGUUAUUGAUGACCAGAGUGAUUACUAUGAGAUCGAAGGGAACAGCUGGCUAUCUAAGGAGGAAAAAGAACUGCUGAGGAAGAAGCAAGACGAGAUUGAAGAAGCCGAGCGGGCCAAACGGAACAAAGUGAUCAUAACCUUUGAUUUAGUCGGCCGCAAGGUCCUUCUGAAUGAGGAUGAAGUUUCAGCGUUUGACUCAGGGAACGGGAUAUUGCAACCCCCUGAUGAAAGAGAAGUGAACCGGAUAAAACCUAAUCCGACUCUCAAAGUUCAACCGAUCUUUGUCGACCCAGGCCCACAGAAGAAGGCUACUAAUAGUAAAGCACCACCGAAGAAGACUCGAGCCAAUGGUUUGUGCUUGGAGAUAACCGGAAGAGUGCAGCGCGAGAGCAACGAGUUGAAGCAGUUUAAGGUGGACAACCAUUCGGACGAGGAAAACGUGAAGUUCUCACAAGGGGUUUCAGUGAAUUCGAGUUCUCAUGUGGAAGAUGAUACAGAGUGUUCUUUAGACUAUUACUAGAAAAGGCAGUUGGAUCUAGGAGAGGGAGUUCUUCUGAUCCAGUUGAUCGGAAAGCCAAGGUUUCGAAGGUUGAGCUAGAAUUGAUGGAAUAUAUUGUUCAUUUGGCAUUAGAUUUCGAAUGAAAAGCGCUUAUGCUGGGAGUCGUGUUGAACUUAUUUUACAGGGAAUGAUAAUAUAAAGUUUACAAUGAACUUGAAUGCUACAAUCAGUUCCCUUCUUC